Benincasa hispida (wax gourd) is the source of this 832-nucleotide messenger RNA. Its product is annotated as GEM-like protein 4. The record is from RefSeq and is a predicted model, not a curated record. Lineage: Eukaryota; Viridiplantae; Streptophyta; Magnoliopsida; Cucurbitales; Cucurbitaceae.
UCAUCUCUAAUUAAAUCUCAAUGGCUAGUUCAUUUCAAGAUAAGCAAAUGGUCAUUGGAGCUCCGUUCAGGUUGACGGCUGCUUUGGGGCGGCUCCGGCAUGAUUCUGUGGCGGCUAGCUCCAAAUCAAUGAAACGAUGUUUGAUGAAAAUUGCAGAUAAUGGGAAAGAUUAUUGUUCAGUAAGAAACCGAGUGAGCAAGAUGAGAAGAAAAGCUAAUGGCUUUGCUCAUGGGAUUCGAGACCACCUGAGAUUGGGGCCUAAGAUAAGAGAGACAGUGAAGGAAAAGUUGAGAUUAGGAGCCAGAAUAGUGAAAGUUGGUGGGUUGAGAAAAGUGCAUGAAAAAUUGUUUAGAGAAGUGAAGAACAACAAAGGAGAAGAAUUGGUUAAGGCUUCCCAAUGCUAUUUAUCAACAACAGCUGGUCCUAUUGCUGGCCUUCUCUUCAUCUCCACUCAUCAUAUUGCUUUCUGUAGUGACACACCCAUCAAAAUCUCUUCUCCAAAUGGACGUCAUCAUUUCAAAUUCCAUUACAAAGUUGUGAUUCGAAAGGAGAAGGUGAUGAGAGUGAAUGAAAGUGAGAAUGUAAAGAAAGCUUCAGAAAAAUACAUACAAAUAGUGACAUUGGACAACUUUGAGUUUUGGUUUAUGGGUUUUUUAAAUUAUCAAUCUACUUUCAAAUCUCUUAAGGGAGUAGUAGAGAAGAGUUUGAGCUUAUUGCUUUUUUCUAAUGGCUUAAAGAUGGGGAUCAUGUGUACUUAUAUAUGUGUGUGUCAUUUGAAGUAUAAAAUAUUUGAUUCUUUGUACAGAUUAAUCCAAUCUAAUUAAUGACGAAA